This is a messenger RNA of Cucurbitaria berberidis CBS 394.84, 492 nucleotides long. RefSeq lists its product as uncharacterized. The record is from RefSeq and is a predicted model, not a curated record. The coding region runs from base 1 to 492 and encodes 163 amino acids. The transcript has 2 exons. Lineage: Eukaryota; Fungi; Ascomycota; Dothideomycetes; Pleosporales; Cucurbitariaceae.
AUGAACGGAUCAGUGAUCGUCCCGCUCUACAUCUACCCUUCCGUAGGUGCUUGGACUCCUAUCUACAACAUGGCUUCGGCAUACCCGCAAUUGCAGUUUACCGCAAUCGUCAACAUUUACAAUGGUCCCGGCGAAGGUGCACUGCCGAGCAAGGAGUAUUCACAAGCCAUGGGAAUACUGAACUCGCUCAUUAAUGUACGCACUAUCGGCUACGUGGCCACCUCGUGGUGUACAAGGAAUUUAAGCUCGGUGCUGGACGAAAUAGCCGCGUACUCAUUCUGGGGCGAGUACGACUCAUCAAUGGCUAUCCAUGGCAUUUUCGUCGACGAGACUCCUACACAGUACGUUCCGGAUCAUGUUACAUAUUUACAAACGAUAUCCCAAGCAGUCCACGAGAGUCCCGGGCUAAGGGAUGACUACAUUGGUAAGCCAAUUUCGUUCAUUUCGGUGUUACUCCCAUUCCGUGCCCCCAUAGAAACCCAAACCCUAUAG